CACCGCCAACCUGGGACUGUACGCGCAAAACAGCUACACUCACUUUUUGAAUUACUAAGUCGUCUUCGGACGCGCCGCCUUCAGCAUGUCUGCUGCCGCGAAUCGACAGGGGAAGAUGCAAAAUCUGAUCAACUACCGCAUGAAAGUCACUCUUCAAGAUGGUCGACAGAUGGCGGGACAGAUGCUCGCCUUUGACAAGCACAUGAACCUGGUCCUGGCCGACACCGAGGAAUUCCGACGGACGCGACGAAAGGGCAAGGCCGCACCGGGCGCCGCGCAGCAGAUCACCGAAACCGAAGAGCGACGCGCAAUCGGACUCACCAUCAUCCGCGGCGCGCACGUCAUCUCCCUCUCCGUUGAUGGACCGCCCCCGGCAGACCCCGCUGCGCGACUUGGAGCAACGAGCGGACCAUCUACAGCUGCAACUCUGGCCGCAGGACCGGGAGUCACUCGACCCGCUGGACGUGGAAUGCCCGUUGGACUGACGGGACCCGCUCCUGGAGUUGGCGGUCCAGGUCCAGGAGGCUUCGGGCCGCCGGGGGCUUUUGGAGGACCGUCCGGCUUCGGAGGACCACCUGGAUUCCCAGGACGUGGAGGACCCCCAGGAGGACCACCCGGAGGCUUUCCGCCGGGAGGCCCGCCGGCUGGGUUCGGCGGAGGCCCACCCUUUGGAGGUCCGCCAGGAUUUGUACCGGGACGCGGUGCACCUCCACCAGGCUAUGGCGGCCGAUAGACCUAAGGGGUAAGACUGAUACAUUCAUGAUUCUAAAAUCUCAAUUGGACUGGCGGAUUUGCGUCUGGGAGAGAAAUGGCGAUGGCAAAUGCACAUGAAGCAAAAUGCUUGCGGGUAUUUACUGGGAGGAACUAAACACCACUUGUGUAGGGUGGUUAUCGCUUCGAGGAGUGGAAGGAUGAAUGAUACCAUAUCCGAUUCCAUGCCAAGCUGCUAUCAACCCAUUCUGGUGUCUUUGAUGGCUUCCAAUGCGCACAGCAACGCUUGGAUACCUUCGGCAAGCUAUCAAUUUGAGCGACAUCCUUGCCGUACUGUGUAUAGGGUUCUAAAACCCUCCAGAAAGAGCUAUUCAAAUCCG
Messenger RNA from Trematosphaeria pertusa, 1091 nucleotides. RefSeq names its product Sm-like ribonucleoprotein. Gene Ontology annotation, cellular component: U1 snRNP; U5 snRNP; U2-type prespliceosome. The transcript is spliced from 5 exons. Gene Ontology annotation, biological process: mRNA splicing, via spliceosome. Bases 86 to 733 code for a protein of 215 amino acids. Gene Ontology annotation, molecular function: RNA binding. NCBI's taxonomy places the organism in Eukaryota, Fungi, Ascomycota, Dothideomycetes, Pleosporales, Trematosphaeriaceae. The record is from RefSeq and is a predicted model, not a curated record.